CUGACAGCGUUUCACUGUCAAAACAAUCUUUGAGGUUAUUUUAUGUGCACUGUUGAUUAUUGUGUAAAAACUGUUUAUUUCUUGCGAUAAACCUUACCUAUUUCUUAGGCUUAUGAUAAAACGAAAUCAUAAUGAAAGUAUCAAUUGGAGACGUAGUUCUGCCGGGAGAUCACUGUGAAGAAAUAGCCGCAGUUGGCGAGAAAAGUAAAGUUAUACUCGGGCCUGGACUUCGAAAGGAAAUCGACGGCAUUUUCGUUACGAAAGCUGGGACUUUAAGGAAACGGCCACCUAACACAUACUGGGUGGACAACUAUCAGAAGCGGUACAUUCCAGCACGCGGGGAAAAUGUCAUAGGAAUCGUGAUUCAAAAGGCAGGAGAUAUUUUUCGAGUUGACGUUGGAGCCAGUUGCACAGCGUCUCUAUCUUACCUGUCCUUCGAAGGAGCUACGAAGAAGAACAGGCCUAAAGUACUGUUGGGUGACGUCGUCUACGCUAAAAUGCUUGUAGCCAGUAAAGACAUGGAACCAGAGAUAGUUUGCGUCGAUUCUCACGGGAAGAAGGGCCGCUUGGGCGUACUAGAAGACGGAUUCGUAUUUAAAUGCUCAUUAAAUUUAAUCAGGAAGAUAUUGAACCCUGAAUGUCCAUUAUUAGACUCUUUGAAGAAUGAGUGGCCUUUUGAGUUAGCAGCAGGCAUGAACGGAAGGAUAUGGAUAAAGGCUAAUACUAUGAGAGAAACUAUUGCACUAGGAAAUGCAAUUUUAGGCUCAGAAUAUCUAAGUAAUGAUGAGAUCAAAAGCAUGUGCACAAACAUUGCUGGUAUAUUGACUGGACAUAUUUCAUAAAAUUUAGUUAAAUUAAAUACAUAUUUUAAGUUAAAAGAACAUGAUUUUGCUUUAAUUAAUUAUUCACCCAUAUUCACAAGCUCCCAAAAUCACCUUUCACCUUAACAUAUGUAUGGGUUCUUUCUGUGUAUUUCAUAAAUAAAACAACCAAAAACAGUGAUCGGGAAAUUUAUUUUGGCAAAUGCAACUAACCUAAUCGUUUCAAAUCUCAAUACAUAAUGUAAAACUACAUCCAUCUGCAUUCCAACCAUUGUUCUCUUCUAAUAAAUAUAUAUUACAAAUGGCGGACGCCUCGCGGGUGGUCUAUGUACAGUUUGCGGACGCCUCGCCUAAUUACAAACUAUAGUAAUAGGAGUCGACUGACCAGAACAAUUUUCCUUUAAUUAUAACAAUAAUUUAGUAAACAAUAAAAUAAUGAACUGUUA
Messenger RNA from Helicoverpa zea (corn earworm), 1267 nucleotides. It is a transcript of the gene Rrp40, whose product is annotated as exosome complex component RRP40. Gene Ontology annotation, molecular function: RNA binding. Bases 132 to 842 code for a protein of 236 amino acids. NCBI's taxonomy places the organism in Eukaryota, Metazoa, Arthropoda, Insecta, Lepidoptera, Noctuidae. Gene Ontology annotation, cellular component: nuclear exosome (RNase complex); cytoplasmic exosome (RNase complex). The record is from RefSeq and is a predicted model, not a curated record. The transcript has a single exon. Gene Ontology annotation, biological process: U4 snRNA 3'-end processing; exonucleolytic trimming to generate mature 3'-end of 5.8S rRNA from tricistronic rRNA transcript (SSU-rRNA, 5.8S rRNA, LSU-rRNA); poly(A)-dependent snoRNA 3'-end processing.